AUGUCCGCUCAAGUCAAAUUCGCCGUCAUCGGCGUCGGCCUCAUCGGCCCCCGCCACGCCGCCACAGUCGUCCAGAACCCAGACACGCAGCUCGUCGCCAUCGUCGACCCGGCACCCACGUCCGCCGCGCUGGCCGCGGAGAUGGGCGCCGCGCACUACACCAGCGUCGCGGCCCUCGUGGCGUCGGCGGACCGCCCCGACGCCGCCAUCAUCUGCACGCCCAACCACACGCACGCCGCCAUCUCCAUGGAGCUCGCGUCCGCGGGCGUGCACGUGCUCGUCGAGAAGCCCAUCAGCGACAACGUGGCCGGCGGCGAGGCCCUCGUGGCCCACCUCGCCGGCACGGGCGUCAAGGUCCUCGUCGGCCACCACCGGCGCUUCAACCCGUACAUGAUCGCCGCCAAGGAGGUCGUGGCCUCGGGCCGUCUCGGCGGCAUCGUGGCCGUCAACGGCCUAUGGACCCUCUACAAGCCCGCGCCCUACUACGACGCCCCCACCGAGUGGCGCCGCACCCAGAGCGGCGGCGUGAUCCUCAUCAACAUGAUCCACGAGGUCGACCUCCUGCACUACCUCUUCGGCCCCAUCACCAGCGUGCACGCCGAAAAAGUCGCCUCCCAGCGCGGCUUCGAGGCGGAAGAAGGCGCGGCCCUCACGCUGCGCUUCCGGUCCGGCGCCGUCGGCAGCUUCCUCGUCGCCGACAACGUGCCCUCGCCGUACAACUUCGAUGUGCCCGACAUGUCCGUGUGGUCCUACGCGCCCGGCACGACCAAGUCCUGGAACGCCGAGCUCACGCGCGACACGGUGUCGGUGGAGCCCGGCGUGCCGUUUGAGCUGCAGCUCCGGCACUUUGUUCGGGUGAUUCGCGGCGAGGAGGAGGUGAGCUGUAGCGCCAAGGCGGGCCUCGGCGCGCUCUACGUGUGCCAGGCGAUCAAGGAGGCGCUCAAGGAUAACAGCACGGUCCAGGUCACGCCUUACGAAUUGUGA
Molecule: messenger RNA, 984 nt
Organism: Parascedosporium putredinis
Lineage: Eukaryota; Fungi; Ascomycota; Sordariomycetes; Microascales; Microascaceae
Source: the annotation of a GenBank genome assembly